This is a messenger RNA of Cydia fagiglandana, 669 nucleotides long. Its product is annotated as protein hook-like. Bases 1 to 669 code for a protein of 222 amino acids. The record is from RefSeq and is a predicted model, not a curated record. NCBI's taxonomy places the organism in Eukaryota, Metazoa, Arthropoda, Insecta, Lepidoptera, Tortricidae. The transcript is spliced from 7 exons.
AUGACUUCUGAUUUUUGUCAGAUAUCAGACGUGAAAAUUAAGAAUGAUUUUGACGCAGAGACUGAAGUAAUUCACAAACUGAUAAGCGAUACUUCGAAGAAUUUGGACGAGAAAGUAAAGCGCAUCAUGAACGUUGCCAAAGCAGCUUGGAAAGAUCGAGACGAUUUGACAGCAAAAAUAGGGCAAUUAAACAAAGAGUUGUCUAUUUUACAAAAAACCAAAGCCAGUGACACAAGUAGCACGGAUCUAAAAGAUAAACUGAACAAGGAGCGCGCCGCCCGCGAGUCCCUCAAGCACAUGGUGGCCACGGCGGAGGGAUUGCUGCGCACGGCGCGCGGGCGCAUCACGGUGCUGGAGCGCGAGCUCAAGACCACGCAGAAGCAGAUGCAGGAUGCAAUGCGCAAGAACAAGGAAUUCGAGUUACUCCAUCGUUCUCGUCAGACAAGUUAUGGCGUGCGUUCCAAGAAAUUGAUGGAAGAGACUAAAAGUGGAGAAGAAACUAUCGAGAUGUUGACCCUACAACGGAAGGCACUAGAACUAAGGGUCACAGAGCUACAAGAGCAAAUCAAGUUGAUGAGAGAGUGUUACGAGGAUAAAGACUCGAAUAACCAGAGCAACUUGGACCGGCUACAGCAGAAGUUGGAUGAGGAGUUCAUAACUAAUUAUUAA